AAUGUUCUUAUCUCAAUGUUAUGUUCCAGACAUUUGCACAGUAAUAAAAUUAUGAAAAUCAAAACAGAGACCUUCCGAAAUCUUUCCACUUUAACAAAUCUAAAUUUGUUUUAUAAUGUCAUCAAUGAAAUAGAAGUUGGAUCUUUUCAAAAUCUCCACAGUUUAAUGACCCUGAAUUUGGGUUUAAACGAAAUCAAAGAAAUCAAAGCCGAACACUUCCAAAAUCUGUCCAGUUUAACAAAUCUGAAAUUGCACCGAAAUGAAAUUAAGAAAAUCCAAGCAGGAACCUUCCGAAAUCUUUCCAGUUUAAUAACUCUAGAUUUGUUUGAUAAUAAUAUCAGUGAAUUAGGAGUUGGAUCUUUUCAAAAUCUUCCCAAUUUAACGACUCUAAAUUUGUUUGAUAAUGAUAUCAGUGAAUUAGAAGUUGGAUCUUUUCAAAAUCUUCCCAGAUUAAAGACUCUGAAAUUGUACGAUAAUAAAAUUAAGAACAUCAAAGCAGGAACUUUCCGAAAUCUUUCCAGUUUAACAAGUCUGGUGUUGUACAAUAAUGCUAUCAAUGAAUUAGAAGUUGGAUCUUUUCAAGAUCUUCCCAGUUUAACGACUCUGAAUUUGUACAAUAACAAAAUUGCGAAAAUCAAAGCAGAAACCUUCGGAAAUCUUUCCAGUUUAACAAAUCUGUAAGUUCAAUCAACCCACGUUUAUAGUAUUUCUUUGACGAUAUCUUUCUAAACCUGUAAUGUCUUUCUAUAGACGCAAUUUUUAGCGUGUCACCUUCAUCUCAUUUUAAAUCUGUUUUUGCUUCUUUACCUGUCUAUAGUUCUAUUUUUUCCUCUUCUCCACCUUGUUCUACUUCUUCUAUUUGUUCUUCCCCUCCUCCUCCACCACCGUCUACUUCUUCAUCGUUUUUGCAUCGUGUUGUACUUCGGAUUCGUCACCUACUGUUCAGCUUCUCCUUCUCCUUCUACUUUUUUCUCA
Messenger RNA from Octopus bimaculoides (California two-spot octopus), 975 nucleotides. RefSeq lists its product as uncharacterized. Gene Ontology annotation, cellular component: plasma membrane; extracellular matrix. The record is from RefSeq and is a predicted model, not a curated record. Lineage: Eukaryota; Metazoa; Mollusca; Cephalopoda; Octopoda; Octopodidae. Gene Ontology annotation, biological process: cell surface receptor signaling pathway; G protein-coupled receptor signaling pathway. Gene Ontology annotation, molecular function: protein binding; G protein-coupled receptor activity.